CCGCUUCAUUGACUACACAACGACUCAAAAAAUUAUCAUUUAUAUAAGCUCCUAAAGAGUCCAUGUUCUGUUUAGUAGCUCAACAAGAAAAAUGAGAAACAACUCUGUUGCAGCAAGAAAGCCUAAUCCUCCUCCUGGAAAUACCUGGAGCCACUGGUUCAGGUACUUCCAAUAUGACGAGGAGAACGAGAAGCCCAGUGAUACCCGAAAUUUUUUGCUUGUAAUAGCGGCGCUAAUUGCUGCGGUGACUUUCCAAGCUGGCGUCAACCCGCCAGGAGGCGUCUGGCAGGACGAUAAGGAUGGCCAUCAUGCAGGAAGGGCAAUUUAUGCUUCGCAGCCAGAAGCUUAUUACGUUUUCGUGAUAUCCAACACUUUGGCGCUCUCCACCUCAAUCCUUAUGAUUGUAUCUCUCACUUACAGGUUUCCGUUACAUUUUGAGAUAUGGGUUGCCACUAUUUCAAUGAUUGUGACUUAUGGAUCUGCUGUUUUUGCUGUUACUCCUCGUGAGAAUGUUAAGUUUCGCUUCCUCUUGCUUACUGCUGCCCUGCCGCUUUUGCUGAGGAUUUUGAUUCAGGUCUUCUUGAAAUUCAGGACUACUUAUAGUAAGGCACAAGAACCUGCUGCAGAGGAGACACCUGAUGUGGAGAAACCAGAAACAUAACUAGUUCAUCCGGUGCAUGGUCAUCGGCCACCAUGUUCAGUUUAUUUUAGCGUCUGAUGUAUUAGCUGUGUUCUGAAUAUGUAGGAGAAAGUAGUGUUAGAUGAAGAGGAAAUGGAGGGGAAGGCGGCCGGAAUCAAUAUCUGUGGCUGCCGGUAAAUCUAAAUAAUUGGGUCAAAUUUGAUAAUCUAUGCUCUGUUUCAGGCUUCUGUUAAUGUUUCUUGUUCUGGGUCUUUGAGCAAUUAAUACCCAUAUGUUUUUCUCCCA
This is a messenger RNA of Manihot esculenta (cassava), 925 nucleotides long. RefSeq lists its product as uncharacterized. The transcript has a single exon. NCBI's taxonomy places the organism in Eukaryota, Viridiplantae, Streptophyta, Magnoliopsida, Malpighiales, Euphorbiaceae. The record is from RefSeq and is a predicted model, not a curated record. The coding region runs from base 92 to 661 and encodes 189 amino acids.